Messenger RNA from Triticum aestivum (bread wheat), 714 nucleotides. Its product is annotated as protein RADIALIS-like 3. The transcript is spliced from 2 exons. The record is from RefSeq and is a predicted model, not a curated record. NCBI's taxonomy places the organism in Eukaryota, Viridiplantae, Streptophyta, Magnoliopsida, Poales, Poaceae. Gene Ontology annotation, molecular function: DNA-binding transcription factor activity. The coding region runs from base 112 to 402 and encodes 96 amino acids.
UUCUUCCUCAUCCAUCUCACCAGGUCCAAGCAUCCAAGCAUAGUUCAGGUCAUAACUUAAGGUAUAUAAUAGCAGCUGAUUGAUCAAGGAACCAAUAGUCGAGUGACAUCCAUGGCUUCUCUGUCGAUGAGUGCGGGGUGGACGCCGAAGCAGAACAAGCUGUUCGAGCAGGCGUUGGCGGUGCACGACAGGGACACACCCGACCGCUGGCACAACAUCGCCCGUGCUGUCGGGGGCGGCAAGUCGGCGGACGAUGUCAGGCGCUACUACGAGCUGCUCGUCCACGACAUCGCCCGGAUCGAGGCCGGCAAGGUGUCUUUCCCCGCCUACCGUCCACCAUGCCCCGGCCCCGGCCACAACGCCAGCUACGAGGCCGACAGGUUGAAGCACUUGAAGAUCUAGCUAGGCGGUAAUCUGGUAAUGGCCAAGGGAUGAUACACAAUACACAGAUGGACUGAAUGAAGAAGCAUGUGCGUGCAUGGGGGUACCUUUUAAUACUCAUAAGCGUGUGCAUGGUGUCCAUGACUCCAUGUCAAUGUAUACAUGCACUACUAGCCGGCAGAAAAGUUGGCCGAUUAUGCAGAUGCAUGCAUGUUCAUAAUACUCUAGUGGCUAGUGGUCUAUAAGUAUGUACGUGAGAUUUACUCACAUGGGUUUAACUUAUCUCCUAUGUAUCUAAUGUACAAUAUUAAUAUUAUCCUUUAUAUUAUUGUC